Messenger RNA from Gilbertella persicaria, 2218 nucleotides. Its product is annotated as Dynamin central region-domain-containing protein. NCBI's taxonomy places the organism in Eukaryota, Fungi, Mucoromycota, Mucoromycetes, Mucorales, Choanephoraceae. Gene Ontology annotation, biological process: peroxisome fission; mitochondrial fission. The transcript has 6 exons. Gene Ontology annotation, molecular function: microtubule binding; GTP binding; GTPase activity. The record is from RefSeq and is a predicted model, not a curated record. The coding region runs from base 47 to 2176 and encodes 709 amino acids. Gene Ontology annotation, cellular component: cytoplasm; mitochondrion; peroxisome.
AACCUCUUUCUUUCUCUAAAAAAAACUUUUCCCUCUUUCCUUUUUCAUGAACAACUUGAUAGAGCUCACAAAUAAACUUCAAACUGUAGUUUCUUCAGUUGGAGCAGACAGUACACUUGACUUACCUCUUAUCACUGUCGUGGGUUCCCAAUCCUCUGGUAAGUCCUCUGUUCUCGAGACACUAGUCCAACGUGACUUUCUGCCUCGCGGCAGCGGUAUUGUCACUCGUCGUCCUUUGAUACUUCAAUUGGUGACACUUCAGCAACCCGACGCUCUCGAGUAUGGCGAGUUUCUGCAUAUCAAGGACAAGAAGUUUUUUGAAUUUACAGAGAUUCGCGAAGAAAUCGAACGUGAAACAAGUCGUUUGGCAGGUGGCAAUAAGGGCAUCUCUCGUAUGCCUAUUCAUCUUCGUAUAUAUUCACCCAAGGUACUCAACUUGACUCUCGUCGAUUUGCCUGGUCUGACAAAGAUUCCUAUAGGAGAUCAGCCCAAUGAUAUUGAGAAACAAAUUCGCAGCUUGGUAAUGGAUUUCAUUUCAAAUCCAAACAGUAUCAUUUUGGCUGUCACACCUGCUAAUUCAGAUUUGGUCAAUUCAGACAGCUUAAAGAUUGCAAGACAAGUUGAUCCUGAAGGAAAGAGAACCAUUGGUGUAUUGACAAAAUUAGAUUUGAUGGAUGCUGGUACCAAUGCUUUGGAUAUCUUGUCAGGUCGAUCCUAUCCUUUGAAGCUUGGGUUCAUUGGUGUGGUCAACAGAAGUCAACAAGAUAUUCUGACAAACAAGCCAAUGUCAACUGCUAUUGAAGCCGAAAACCAAUUCUUUCAACAACACCCUGCUUACCGAAGUGUUGCUGUCAAAUGUGGUACACAAUAUUUGAGCAAACAACUCAAUACAAUUUUACUUGCACAUAUCAAAGAAAAGUUACCUGAACUGAAGACUAAAUUAAGCCAAUUGAUCAGUCAAAAACAGCAAGAACUAAGUCAAUAUGGUGAACCUACAGUCUCUGCUGAACCAUUGCAUCGAGGUCCACUUAUUUUAAGAAUGUUGACCAAAUUCUCGAAUGAUUUUGUGGCAGCUAUCGAUGGUACAUCCUCUGAAAUGUCUACAAAAGAACUCUGUGGAGGUGCUCGUAUUUAUUAUAUAUUUAAUAAUGUGUUUGGACAAGCAUUAGAUGCGAUACCCGCUUGUGCUAAUCUCACAAAUCAUGAUAUCCGCACUGCCAUUCGUAAUUCAACAGGUCCUCGUCCUUCUUUGUUUGUUCCUGAAUUGGCAUUUGACUUACUUGUCAGACCACAAAUCAAAUUAUUAGAGGCACCUAGUUUAAGAUGUGUGGAAUUAGUGUAUGAAGAGUUAAUGAAAGUUUGUCAUAGCUCAGAUACAAAGGAACUAUUGCGAUACCCAAGACUUCAUCAACGAUUGAUUGAAGUUGUUUCAGAACUAUUAAGAGAAAGACUUAGUCCUACUUCGUCUUAUGUUGAAAGCUUAAUAGCUAUCGAAAGAGCUUAUAUCAACACAAACCAUCCAGACUUUUUAGGUGCUGCUGGUGCCAUGGCUAACUUGGAGUCUGAAUCAAAGAAGAAAAAGAAAAUAGACACAAAGCGCAGGAACCGAGUUUCACCACCCAAUUCACUUGACAUCACAAGAACCAGUAUAAAUGGUGUUAGUGAUACUGCAUCCGUUGUUGAGAGUGAAGAAUCAGUACCCAAAGAGUCUUUCUUGACUUACUUCUUUGGAGGUGCUGGCAAGAAUGAAAGACCUGCCUUGGGAUCACAAGAGAUGAUGACGAAAACCCAAUAUGCACCGCCUAUGUCUGUUAAUAGUAUGAUGGAAAGCGAAAUGGUCAAAAAAUUAGAACAAGCUUCAUUGAAUAAUGAAGGCCCUACUUUGGCUACAGAUAGAGAAGAAUUGGAAACUCAACUGAUCCGUACUCUGAUCACAAGUUAUUUUAAUAUUGUUAGAAAGAAUAUCCAAGAUUUGGUGCCCAAGUCUGUGAUGCACUUGUUGGUGAAUUAUUCUCGAGAAUCAGUUCAAAAUCGUCUAGUGGCAGCUCUUUACAAGGAAGAAUACUUUGAUGAGCUAUUACAAGAAGACGAUGUUAUUGCUACUGAAAGAGAAAAGUGUAAGACUAUGUUGAAUGUCUACAAGCAGGCAUUUGAAAUCAUUAAAAAUUCCAUGUAAUUUUAUAAAAAUACAUAUUUUUUGGUAUGAUUGUAUGACAAA